This is a messenger RNA of Thelazia callipaeda (thelaziosis nematode), 557 nucleotides long. NCBI's taxonomy places the organism in Eukaryota, Metazoa, Nematoda, Chromadorea, Rhabditida, Thelaziidae. The record is from the annotation of a GenBank genome assembly.
AUGGGUAACGUUUUGUCAGCUCAAAUACCGAGUCAAUUACUUCCCGUAGAAGCAUAUCUUUCCGAUAUUAAUGAUGUGGAAUAUGUUGAAAGCUUAGGAAGUACUCGUUUUAUGAAAGUAGCUCGAGUUAAUCAUGCAGAUGGCCCAUCAGUGCUUAAAGUGUUCUUAUUCCAAGAUCAGUCUUUCUCAAUUGAUCCUUAUCGUGACCAGGUUAUACAAAUUCGUGAUCUACUCUGCAAUGCUUACAACUGUUGCCCUUUCAGACGUGUAUAUAUUACGUCGCGUUGUGUAGUUUUGUCGCGACCAUUCCAGAAAUAUACUCUUUAUGAUCGUCUAAGUACACGUCCUUUUCUUAUGGACAUCGAAAAAAAAUGGAUUGCUUUCCAGCUUUUUAAGGCAUUAGCACAGUGUGAAUGUGCUGAAGUUUGCCACGGCGAUCUUAAAACACAAAAUAUUCUCGUGUCAAGUUAUGGCUGGAUACAAAUAACAGAUUUUGCAUCAUUCAAGCCAGCAAAUAUUCCUUCGGUUCGUAAUUUAAGUUGUGAGUCUUUUUAGUA